Spea bombifrons (plains spadefoot toad) is the source of this 1075-nucleotide messenger RNA. RefSeq names its product olfactory receptor 5B21-like. Gene Ontology annotation, molecular function: olfactory receptor activity; odorant binding; G protein-coupled receptor activity. The record is from RefSeq and is a predicted model, not a curated record. Gene Ontology annotation, biological process: G protein-coupled receptor signaling pathway; sensory perception of smell. The transcript is spliced from 2 exons. Gene Ontology annotation, cellular component: membrane. Bases 50 to 1075 code for a protein of 341 amino acids. NCBI's taxonomy places the organism in Eukaryota, Metazoa, Chordata, Amphibia, Anura, Pelobatidae.
GAAGACACUUGAAGACGCGAAGGAAAAUGCAACAGUACUCAAAAAUAUUAUGGAAGAAAGACAAGAACGUCUGUCACUUAAAAGCUCUUUAUGUCUGAAAGAACAAUCCUUAGCAGAGAACUUUGGAAAUCAAUCAAGAACAUCUGUGUUUAUAUUGUUAGGGCUUACACAAGACCCAGACCUAAAAAUCUUUCUUUUUUGUGCGUUUUUCUUUAUGUACCUUAUAACUGUUAUUGGAAAUGUUGGAAUCUUUGUUAUCAUCAAACACUCUUCCCAUCUCCACACACCCAUGUACUUUUUCCUUAGUCAUUUAGCUUUCAUUGAUUUUUGCUAUGCCUCUUCAGUGGUUCCAAACACAAUGGUACAUUUCCUAAAACAUGAUAGGUAUAUUACAAGUUUUGGCUGCGCCACCCAACUUUUCAUGUUUUCUUCCUUGGGCUCAACAGAAUGUCUCCUUUUUGGUGUGAUGGCAUAUGAUCGUUAUGCAGCCAUAUGUAAGCCUCUACAUUACAGUGUGAUUAUGACAAAACAAAAAUGCUACAUACUAAUAAUCACUUCGUAUUUUGCUGCAGUUCUUCAAGCAAUUAUCCAGAUUUCCAGCAUCUUUACUUUAAACUUUUGUGGGUCUAAUGUUAUCAAUCAUUUUAUAUGUGAUGCUCUGCCUUUGAUAAGAAUUUCUUGCUCAAACACUUCUCUGAAUAAGAUACUGAUUACUGUGUGUGCUACGAUCAUAGGCGGAGGGUCACUGUUUAUUAUACUUACAUCUUAUACUUACAUUGUGUCAACUGUUGUCAAAAUACCAUCAUCACAUGGCAAGAGAAGAGCUUUCUCCACAUGUGCGUCCCAUAUAACAUGUGUUACGUUGUUCUAUGGUACUGUUUUAUUCAACUACAUGCAUCCAUCUGGCACGUCAUCAUCGGUGAACAAUGAAAUAGUAGCAUCUAUAUUUUACAUAGUAGUUAUACCAAUGUUAAAUCCUCUCAUUUACAGUUUAAGGAACAAGGAAGUGAGGCUUAUUUUGGAUAGAUUCUACAGUCAAAGAACUGUAUUCCACUGUUCCUUCUUACACUUCUGA